Molecule: messenger RNA, 5514 nt
Organism: Blumeria graminis f. sp. triticale
Lineage: Eukaryota; Fungi; Ascomycota; Leotiomycetes; Helotiales; Erysiphaceae
Source: the annotation of a GenBank genome assembly
CAGGCGAGUUUUACGGCUCUCAACAUUGUUCCAGAUGAUCAAGACGAAGACGAAGUCGAUAACACCAAGGAAAUACAGAUUGAGGAGGCUCUUAAACUUUAUCAGGUUGCAUUGAAAAUCCAUUCGCAAGGCCCACAAUUUUAUGAAAAGGCGGCUGUCGCUUACCAAGAACUUCUAAAAUCCGAAAUAUUCAGGUAUCCAGAAAGCGAAACCGAGUUCCAGCGAGUUAAUAACUACCCGGAACUUGAAUACGUCGAUGCUACUAUAGCCCUAGAGGUAGCAGCUGCUCGAGCAGAUGGAGCACCAAGUACCCUACCACAAAUAUUAUAUUUAUCUCAUAAAAACCAUGGAAUAUUUAUACUUGACUGUGUACGAAGUCUACUCCGAUACUCGAAAAUUACCCGGCAAGAACUCGGGUACCAAGGCAUCGCCGCUGUCGAAAACUUCUCUCUAGCAUUGGCUAGUGAUGCUUCAGACACGGAUCUUUGGAGGCGAACUGCUCGCGUCUGUGAAAUACUUGGCUCACGUCGGAUAUCGAGGUAUUGUUUAGAGGCUGCACUCGAAGUUGAUGAUGACCCUACAGUUGCGGAGGUGGAGCCUGCAUCAAUUGAAGAGGGCUUUGCUGGAGUACAACUAAAAGAGCUUCUUGAGGUUCUCUCUGAUAACACUGCAUUGUCGCAUCCAAUCAUGACGCCGUUCUUACGAAGAUCAAUGCCUGACUAUCUUCUCAAGUACAUGGAUCAGUAUCCAUAUCUUUCAGAUGAGACGAAAUUACUUAAAAAAAAAGAUGGCGAAUCACCUACUAUAAAUACACGCACUAUACUCAAUAUUCCAGAACGUAGCUGGUCAGUUCUUGGGGAGAAUCUCUGUAAGAACUUACUCUCCACAUUUAGAUCUACUAUUCCUGGUGUAGCAAUAAGCCUUCAAAUCCCACCAGAAACUUCGGAAACCCGAAAUAAUGAUAUGGCUCUAUCUUAUGAAAAAACAAAAGAUCUUACUACCCAAGACACGGAAAUGACCGAUAUCUCAGGCCUUAAUAAUGGCCAGAUCAAUGAGCUGGCAGAAGAUGGGUCUCUUGAGGCUAUAGCUACUCUUAAUUCUGCGUCAUGUACUGACGAUCUAACGUCUCCGAUCAUAAGUUUACCCUCAAGAAAGCGAUCGCAGUCCACUGCUGGAAUUCGGGAGUCAAAAGAUGAUGAAAACACGCACAAAAGGAGUAAACGAAUAAGAAAUAGAGAUAACCUCAACGAUGAGCCAGUAGAUCCCACCACUCAGUACGCUGAACAAUUAGAGAAAUAUGUUCAGAAUGACGAAGUCGUAUUCUGCUUUGUCGGUGGGCUCCUUGGAAGACUCAAAAUUAAUGAUCUUGGCACGAUAUCAGACUUACAAACUGCCCUUUCUCUUACAAAACCAAUCGAGCCUCAGGAAAUUAUCACGAACACGGCUGUAAGAGACCUGCGAGAAAUUCUGAGGACUUGGGAUGAAGCCAAAGCAUCAAAAUUUAUUAACGAAAAUAAAGCCGAUAUUCUGGGGUCAUCUACUGGCAGUGAAAAUGUUGGGUUGGCAAAUUUUCUUAAUCAACGCGAGGCUGGAAAUAUCAAGGUCAGCAACUUUCCAGCAUUUGAUUUAGACAAAGGCUUGUGUGAGUUUGUAAUGCGUGUAAAUUCAGAAUGGAUGCCUUUGAAGGAUACAAUUGUUGAAUGGGUCCUUGCUGUUAUUCCCACGUAUUUAAACACUACUUGGCAAGAAAAUCUAAAACUCUCAGUCAUUAGUUUAAUCAGUCAUGCCGAUGCAGAGAUAUUCACACGUUUUCAACAUGAUGCUGAGAAAUUUUGUGCGAACGAAGAAAGCUUAGCUCAAUUGGUUGAGUCAACCCAAACAUUAUUCGAGCUGCAUCUUAAUGUGCACGCUCAUAUCACGGGUCCUGACAGCAUAGUACCAUAUAGUACAAGAUAUAUGAGCUACGAUAGACUGACCCGAUGGGCAUUCUUCUCUAGAAGAAUUGUGGGAGAAUGGAUUUCUGACUCCACUUGCGAACUUUCGCUACGCUAUCUAUGGGCUUGCGCAUAUUAUGCAACCACUUCCGAAGAUGUUACUAGGGAACACAAGGUUUGUUGCUGGUCGGAUUUAGAAGCAUUUUUGAAAAAAGCUGGAAAUCCUUAUAUCGAGCUACCAAAUAACGCAGUGAUGCCAGAGAUAUCUGCAGAUGCUGCAAACCGAGAAGCUUCGAAACUCACAACUAUAGAUUUUUUCUUUAACUUGUUCCAGGCUGAUAAGAGUGACCCCGUUGCAAUUAUAGAGACCCUAGAGCCAGUACUAGAUCCAGAUUCUGCCAUACAACAGCAAACCGACGAAAAAGCGGCGGAAUCUGCAUCUAGCUGCCCGACUGCACUUAAAGAAAUGUGGAAGUUCUUGAAGUCUGGUAGUACUUCGUUAAGGCUAUACCUUUGGCAAAGACUUAGAGACGCUUACCUCAGCAUUGGCUAUAAAACAAAAGUCUUUUCUUGUUAUCUAAAAAGUAUUGAAAUCAUAGUUGAGGAUUUAAGAUCCGAUGAAUAUAUCAAUAGCGUAAGAGACGCUCGCCAACAUAAACUCCUGACAUGGUUGAAAGUUUUGGAUGACCUUUUGGUUAAGUCUCUUACUAUUGCCUUGAAUGAUCACCCUUCUUGCUUUGAAAUCAUUGACGAACGUCACCUGAAGUCCACUUGUACCAUGAUCGCGCAGCUGAGUAGAAUACUUCAUGCCGCAGCAAUUUUCGAUGAUGAAGUUAGGGUUAAAAUGAUUCAACUUCCGACAACUGCUACAUACAGUGAGCGUGGCUCAUUCAAUGGAUUUAUCAACAAGCUCCGAGAAAUGCAGGUUCGAACAUGGGCUUUACAAUAUGCAAUGCUGAAGGAAGCCAUGUCUCAAUACAGAGAACUUUUUCCUCAACCUGAUACUGAAUUAGCCGAUUAUCUUACAAAUGUUCAUAGGAUCUUGGGAUUACGAAAAUUUUGCAAAGUUUCAAACAAAAUAUUUUUAAAAAUGACGAAGGUGGAGCUAAUCCGCUUGAAGCAUAUCGAAAAUUGGGAGGAUUAUCUUGGACAAGUUCUUUACGAUCUUUAUGGGAUUAAGCUUGGAAUGGGGAAAUGCGAGCUUGAGGAUCAUGGCUGUCCGACUGAACCUCUUGAUAAGAAGACUGUCUUGAAUAUUUCUGAUCGAAUUAUAGCUCUUGCUAAUACAUUAUCAAUGAAAGACUUACUAAAGCAUGAAUUAAGACAAAUUAUAGAGCGGAUGCAAGCAUCUCUCGGACAUGUUAAAUCCUCAACUCAAAUGCAGCAUAAUCUACGAACUUAUAAUCAAUUUAUCAAAAAAUCAAUUCGUCCGCUAGAAAUGCAUCAAGCAUGGAAUGGCCAAUUACAGAUAAAUUGCUUACCCGUGACAAACCUGGAUAAUUCGCUGGGUAAAAAAGGCUGGUACUUCCUACAGGGUAUGAUUUCUCUAACUAAAUAUCGUUCAAUCAAGCGGUUAGCACCGGGUCCACAAUCAGAUGAUAUUCGUGCGGCAGCCAAUUUUAUGCGACUUCAGAUCCAGUAUAAUCCCGAUGAUUGGGAGGCAUGGUAUCGACAAGCGCAAUGUUUUGACCUCGAACUUGAGGAAGAAGUUUUGUGGAAUACUGACAAAAUAAAUAACCAUAAAAGCGAUCUAGUCAAAAUUCAACGUAAUUCUAUUCACUGUUACUCUAUGGCUCUCUCCACAGCCUAUAGAACGGUUGAUUUAUCUUUUACUGCAACUGAAAAGCUUUCAGAGAUGUAUCAUGACUUUGGGAUGCGUCUUUACGCCUCAUCUCGUGAACCUUUUCACAUGGAAGCUUUUUAUGUAGAUGAUUUUGAGAAGCACAUGAGUGGUACUUCCGGAAUGUAUAAGCGACCAUUACAUGCCGAAAUGACUAAAUACAGAGUUUGGAAAUAUGCAGCCAGACUAUUUAAGGCUUCUCUUCGAGAUCGACCUGAUCUAUGGACAAAUCAUUAUAUGUUGGCAAAAUGUUUGUGGAAAAUGUUUUAUCGCUUCAGCGAAGAACAAGACUCCAAGGUUAAAGAGCAUAAUCCUCCUACUGUAGAAGGAAUUGUAAAGGCCUGUUUAGAAGCGAUCAAAACUGUCCCUAAGCCAACUAAGUCUUCGGUAGAACCGAUUAUUGAGCCACAUUAUAAAUUUGUCUCCAUCAUUCACAAACUGGUAUCAAUGAAAGCAAUGUCACCUCAAGCAGGUGCAGAUUUGAUUCAACAACAGCCUUACGCUGCAAGAAAAGGUCAGCCUAUAAUGAUCGAGAACGUUGACGAGGAUUGGGGGUCCUACAUUAUCGAACAGGUUCGCCAUUUACGAAAAGAAGACAAGCAGCACUGGCAACACCGCAUGAUUGCUCGUGUAGCUAGUAUGCUUUACAUCGAUGGUUGUCCGACGUCUGAUCAUGUCAAUGCUAUUGCUGCCAAAAAUGAAUUCCGUGAAAGCAUGUUCACCAAAACUAUGCACAUUCAAGUUUGGAAGCCUGAAACCGAAAGGCCUGGCCGACACUGUGUCUACAUGGAGCGGUAUACCCGAUGGAUGGUUCGACUUUUAGAAUUAACCAAUGAUAAACCUAAUCUCGAAGCUCUUGUUAAGCGUGUUCGAAAGAAAGGGCAUGAAUUCUAUCGAUUUUCACAAGUUUGGACAGAAGCUUGUAUUGCAUAUCUUCGACUAAUACGUCGUACUGGAUCUAUUCCCUCCAGUGUGGAUGACCUAUUUAAAUCGGUCCCAGCCGAUGAAUUUGAGAUGUUUUCUGACCGACUAACUACCUGGAUCGCAGAUCCACUCAUGCAACAUCCUUCGCUUGAAGCUCUACGCGAGACAAGCGAAUUAAAAAAAGUCAAUGCUAACCUAAUGAAACCUGCCCCGAUAGAUGAUUUGAUAAAUGAUGCUUGGGCUGUACUUUACACUGAAAUUGCAAAAGACCUUCCUGUCCCAGAUGAACAAAGUACUUCUACGAGUCAAACUGGAUGUCUGGGACAUCCUAAGGAUGGAAGCGAUGCAAAGACUCAAUUGUCAACAAGUUUGAACUCAGAGCCUAUCAAGGAGAAGCCAAGAAAGAUCGGUGUCCCGCGGCGUGAAGUUCUUCGACGGGCAGAAUCGGCGGUGAGUCGAACUGUUGAAGUAACGCGAUCAACUGCUCUCACUACGGGAGGUAAAUCAUCAGCAUCAAGCAUAAUUCUCUAUUUGAAUGUCGGAAUUGAGAACACGAAAGAUAAGAGUGGAGCGAGUACACCACUUGAGACCUCCAUCUCGCAAAACGAAGGGCGUGAGGAAGUAGAUGAAAGAGGCGCAGAAAUAAAUAUGUACACAAAAAAUACGAUCGAAGGCGAAGAUGAUGGCGAGAGUGAGCGCGGAAGUUUACACGACAGUGCAGAUGAUGAAAGUGAUCUAAGUGAUGUUCCUGGCAUGGAUGAAGUUGAAUCAGCGCCUCUAUUUCCUAAUCUUCCAAGAAAAGAAAUGAGCGGCUGA